ACCUUUUCUGAACGUUUUGGUAAGUAAGUCUGUUCCUCAGCAACCCUACCUGCUUCUCCAAACUGCCUAAAGAGAUCCAGUACUGACGAUGCUGUUCUUCCGUCUUCACUCGCUGGAAACUAACCUCAUUGUCUUCUUUCCUGCACCACCACCCAGGAGCUCAGAGAUCUAAGCCACUUUCCAUCUUUUCUCCCAGCCCCAGGACACUGACUCUGUACAGGAUGGGGCCUUCCUUUUGCCUGCUGCUCAUCCUCAUCCCCGUUCUCCAGCUAAUGACCCUAGGGAGUACUCAGUGUUCUUUAGACUCCGUUAUGGAUAAGAAGAUCAAGGAUGUUCUCAGCAGUCUAGAGUACAGUCCCUCUCCCACAACCAAGAAGCUCUCGUGUAUUAGUGUCAACAGCCGAGGCAGGCUGUCCUCCUGCCCUGCUGGGAUGGCUGUCACUGGCUGUGCUUGUGGCUAUGGCUGUGGUUCGUGGGAUGUUCAGCUGGAAACCACCUGCCAUUGCCAGUGCAGUGUGGUGGACUGGACCACUGCCCGCUGCUGCCACCUGGCCUGAGAGGGAAGAGGCUGAGAACUCAGUUGUGACAAUAAUGAAACCAGGGUCCCAACCAGGAAAUCCAACCCUUCAUUUGUUCCAGUCCUGAUUCUUGGGUAAUAAAAAUAAAUUUCUUACCUC
This is a messenger RNA of Saimiri boliviensis boliviensis (Bolivian squirrel monkey), 677 nucleotides long. The record is from RefSeq and is a predicted model, not a curated record. NCBI's taxonomy places the organism in Eukaryota, Metazoa, Chordata, Mammalia, Primates, Cebidae.